CAUUGCAGGGGAGGAAACUGAGGGUGUGAUAAGCAACAAAAAGAGUGAGAGUGUGUGACACACAGAUCAUCUGCAGGACGGCACGCUGCCUUCAGGGACCCCGGGGACGAGCCGAGGAAAGGGAGAGGAGAAGUAGAAGAAGAAACUCUUUGUCUUAUCUAGAAGGAGUGAAGAAGAGAAAGAAUGUCUCUGCUGAGGAGAAACUCCAGCAAACAGGGUUUACAGAACCUCAUGAGGUUGACGGCUCAGCGGAGCAUCGAAGACGCAGAGGAGAUCGAGCGAGAGCGUCGCCGAAGAGCUCGUGAAUCGCUUUGCCGCAGAGAAAAUGGAUCAACACCGGGAGAGUCGUCACCAGGCAGCGAGACGCCGACGGAGGAAUACGACGGCAGCCUGAAGCCCAGGAGAAACUCCCCAUCUCUGGAGGAGGAUGAGGGCUUCAGCGACUGGACUCAACGGCGAGAGAGAAGACGACAGCAGCGCCUGCAGGAGCUGGGUCACCGAGCGGAGGAAGACGAGGAUGAGGAGGAUAGACAUGGGAUUGUCCCUCAGGAAAACGGCACCCAGUCCUCCUCCAGCAGACUCAUGAGACCAGAACAGGAUAAAACCAGAAUGGAGACAAGGGAGCAUGAAGAACAGUUCAUUCGGGCACAGAGGAUGUCGGCAGAGCAGGGUCAAAGGCAGGAAUUGAUGACAAAAAGGAGUGAGGGGAGUCAUUUACAGAAUGCUGAGCCUGAGAGACGCACAGAGAUGAAGGUUUCCUACACGUCCAAAGUUUUCCUUCAACAAGCACCAAAGCACAACGCCUCCAACGGAAACAUGGCUGAUGAGGAACUGACAUCUUGCUCAAACACAAAAUCAAAACGGUCCAACUGCAGCAGAACAGCAGAGCAAGGGGAGGCAGAGGCCAUCCUGGAGACUGAGCAGAGGCUGGAGAAGAUCCGACGGGGCCUGCAGGAGAAAGAGAGUCAGGAGAUGGAGCAACUGAAGCAUCGCCAGGCUGAAGCGGAGCAGGAGCUGGAGGAGCUGAAGAGGAGGAGGGAGGCCAGGCGUCGGGUCAGAGAGGACGAAGAGCGUCAACGAGAGGAAGAGGAGCAGCUGCGUCAGGCUAAAGAGGAGGAGGAGAGAAGACGGAUGAAGGAGGAGAUAGAGAGGAGGAGGAUGGACGCUGCUGAGAGAAUGAAGAGUUUGAGUGUUGAUGGAGAAGAAGCCUUCACUCCCUUCAGUCCGAAAACACCGACGCACAAAAUCACAGAGAGAACCGAGUCUCUGAACCGCUCGCUGAAGAAAAGUAACAGCUUCAAGAAGACACAGCCGCUCGUGCUGCUGGCCAAGAUUGACGACAAGAUGGAGCAGUACGCUCAUGCUGUGGAGAACUCCCAGGAGGCAAAAGCAGCCAAGCCGUCCCUCAACGACCUUCCAAGCUCAUUGGAAGUUGUGUCGUCCAAGAAGAACCUAUUUGAGGGAGGCGACGCCUGGAACAGCAGUGGCCCCACCAGAGCAGGCUGCAAGGAGACUGAUGGGUUGAAGGUGGGCGUGGCUAAUCUCAUCACUCAGUGGGUUAAAGGUCCCAAUGAUGGCAGCAAACAGUCAUUCAGCAAACCAACAGAUGUGAGACCUGGAGAUGUGAUGCAGAAGAAAAACAUGUGGGAGGUGAUCGGAGAUUCCUCAGGGAAGUCUGGACAAAGGACAAAGGUCUCAGCUGGAAAUAAAAAGUACAAAUUUGUGGUGACUGGGCAUGGAAAGUAUGAGAAGAUCCCCAUGGACGAAGACGAAGGAGAAGACUUCACUAAUGGAAAGUCUGAUCUGAGCCACAGCGAUUACUGAGGAAGCCUCUUCAGGUCACUUCAAGUACUUUUUCAUUGAAACAUUUACGAAAAUGACAUCUUUACAGUUUACCAUUAACAUUUGGUCUUCAUGUCAUAUAUUACACAUUUCACUUCAAUACAUUUGAGUCGCAUUUUCAUCGCAAAAUGCCUGGUCCUCGCAUUACUCAUCAACUUUUUUGUCUUUAUUGAACUUGAUAUCACAUAUAAAUGUAUAUAUCUGACUGUGAGUUCUUAUAUCAUGUAUGGCAAGCUAUUGUUGGUGUUGUCUGCAAGGGUGUUGGGUAACAUGUCACCAUAUUUGAUAGAAAUCCAUUUUUUGACAACAUUUCAUAUGAAACGAUUAUUAGUUCUUAGAUCAUCUUCGCCAGAACUGUACAGUGUUUUUUUUUUUUGUGCCUUUGGUUUUGUUUCCGUUUCUCCACUUUGACAUCUUUGACGAGUAUUUCAA
Molecule: messenger RNA, 2274 nt
Organism: Synchiropus splendidus (mandarinfish)
Lineage: Eukaryota; Metazoa; Chordata; Actinopteri; Syngnathiformes; Callionymidae
Gene: lsp1a
Product: lymphocyte specific protein 1 a
Exons: 13
Coding region: 184-1824 (546 amino acids)
Biological process (GO): muscle contraction
Molecular function (GO): calmodulin binding; actin binding; myosin binding
Source: RefSeq, a predicted model, not a curated record